This is a messenger RNA of Oncorhynchus masou masou (cherry salmon), 690 nucleotides long. RefSeq lists its product as uncharacterized. The transcript has 4 exons. The record is from RefSeq and is a predicted model, not a curated record. The annotation marks the transcript as partial. Lineage: Eukaryota; Metazoa; Chordata; Actinopteri; Salmoniformes; Salmonidae.
ACAGUAAGUUGACUAACUGUUCAAGACCUCUCCUCUUCACUUCACUCUACUGCAGGGUGGGAGAUGCAACAAUGGCCUUGAGAACAGCAGGAAGUGUGUUGGGGGUCUUUCUCUGGUCUGUAGCAGUGGUACUGGGUCAGGAUGGCUGGAGUGUGACAUACACCACUCAGAGUAUCUGUACCUUGAAGGGGUCAACAGUGGAGCUGACCUGCUCUUACACAUAUCCCAGAGGUCAUACAGUCACAACAACCUACUGGUUCAACAAAUAUGAUGCUGUUGGUCCUGUAAGUCUGAGUGAUGACCCAGACUACAAAGGACGUGUGACGUACCUUGAGGAUGAAGAGAAUGGUCACACCCAGACAAUCACAGACCUGAGAGAGAGUGACUCAGCUACGUACAAAUUCAGAUUUACAGAUCAGACUGGAACAUGGAGAUAUACUGGUGAUCCUGGAGUCACUCUGUCUGUCACAGGUCUUCAGGUGAAGGUGACUGGUGGACAUCAGGAUAAGACACUGACCUGUAUCACCACCUGUACUCUGACUGACAACCCCACCUACAUCUGGUACAAGAACGGACAACAUCUAGAUGAGAGCACCUCCCCCCAGUACAAAGACCCAGUCUCCAGUAACUAUGGAGACAGUUACUCCUGUGCUGUAAAAGGCCAUGAGGAUCUCCUCUCUCCUGCAGUGU